Molecule: messenger RNA, 1928 nt
Organism: Andrographis paniculata
Lineage: Eukaryota; Viridiplantae; Streptophyta; Magnoliopsida; Lamiales; Acanthaceae
Product: probable receptor-like protein kinase At3g17420
Exons: 8
Coding region: 1-1803 (600 amino acids)
Biological process (GO): protein phosphorylation
Molecular function (GO): ATP binding; protein kinase activity
Source: RefSeq, a predicted model, not a curated record
AUGGAGGCAGGAGGAUGCAUAAAGGUUUGGGCUCCCAGUUUGUUCUUCAUAGCCCUUUCUUGUCUCGAAGCCUUUCCGUUUUCAUUUCCAUCUUCAUCUGCUGCUGCUGCUGCUGCUGCUUCUGGAGAUUGCAGCUUAGAUUUCAGUACUUACCCGUACAAGCCAAUCGGGGGGUGCGAUCAAGUCCAUGAAAAGCUUCAGGACUGGCGAGGAUUCCCCAAGACGAGGUGCUGUCAAAAUGCUCUCGUUGUUUUUUCCAACGCGUUAGCCGUUCACGCGAGGAAAAGUUUGUUUGGAAACAUCUUCCUUGAUCCCGACGGCUGGAAUGACUGCAGUAGACCGUUUGGUCGCCAACCUAAUAUGUCAGUUCAAUCAUGUGGCUUCGAUGGUUUCUUCUACGGAAGUGGUAAAUGCACGUCACUUCAGCUAGACGAGAUAAACCAGAGUGUUGCUGCACGGUGCUCUAGCUUUGGAACUUCUUCAUUCGAUGAUGUGUGUGAAGGCUGCCUCUCUGCAAUAUCGAAUGCAUUGGGAAAAAUGGUGGCUGAUGUAAAAGUUAAGGGGAAUCAUACGGAGAAAGCUUUGUGUCUAGUUAGCAUAAUUGUCUCGGUUAUAGCUGGGAAUGGAAACAAUACCUCUCAGAUCGAUGAGUUCAACCGGUGCUUGCCUGCUUUAGCCGCUCCAGAGCUGAAGAACCACAUCAAGAUUCGAAAAAGUGCCGCAAGAGCUCUGCUAUCAGCAAUUUUCGUAAUGGCUGGAUUAAUUGUCGUGAUUGCAUUGAUUAGAAGCGUCACAAAUACUACUAAGUCCGCGAAGAAACCUCUGCUGAACAAGGACAUUAAGGACCCGUGCUCGGGGCUCUACUGGUUCUCCAAAGCCGAGAUUGAGAAAGCAAUCGACUACAGCAAUGAAAGGAAGUACCUCGGAAAAGGCAGUGCAGGACAGGUAUUCAAGGGGAUGUUGCCGAGCGGACAGCCAGUGGCGAUCAAGCAGGUUUACAAGAACAACACAUCUGAUUCGUUCACUAGGGAAAUAGAAGGCCUUUCUAGAGUUCGACAUCCAAAUCUUGUGAAUCUUUUUGGUUGCUGCGUGGAAGACGGGGAGCAGUACUUAGUGUAUGAAUACUGUCCAAACGGAAAUCUGGCGCAGCACAUUCUAGGGAAAGACGCCGUCAUACCAUGGGAGACGAGGGUGAAGAUCCUAAGGAACUGUGCAUUCUCUCUCAAGCAUCUUCAUAACCACAUUGAUGGCUGCCUCGUGCACAGAGACAUCAAGCUAACGAACAUUCUUCUGACUCGUGACAUGGAUCCAAAGCUCUCCGACUUUGGGCUCGCGAAAAUGUUGGGCAUGGAGGAGAGUAGAGUAUACACAAAUGUUCGGGGAACAAUUGGAUACAUGGAUCCAGAAUACAUGGUCAGUGGCAAACUGACGAGCGCUAGUGACAUCUACAGUUUUGGUAUCGUCAUUCUGCAACUCUUAUCUGGCUAUGCCUUAGACCUUGACCUCGACGCCAGAGACGACCUCAUACAAAAGGCAAAGGAAGUGAACAUGGGGAAGCUACCACUUAUUGAUUUUCAAGACCCGAGGCUAAAAGGAGAAGUAAUCUGUGUGGAUUUCGAGUCCAUAUUGCAAAUAGCAGUGCUGUGUGUAGCCAGUUCAAGCUCUGGCCGUCCCACGAUAGAAUUGGUUUGCCAAGAGCUGGAAAAGGCCAGGAAAAACACACAGAAGGAGAUGAGAGCAAGGAAGGAGAGGGGCUUAGUAGCAACAACGCCGUCAAAAUCACCAGAACUCAUUCAAGUGUGAUAAAGAAAGUACACAGCAUGUUACUCAAUCCUUUUUGAGAUGAUGCUUGUAAAUUAUACAAAUAAAUGGUUUAAAAAGUGUAAUGACUUACCAGUAGACAUGGAAUUUAUCCCAAGAUUCAAAUA